This is a messenger RNA of Salvia splendens (bonfire salvia), 1247 nucleotides long. RefSeq lists its product as uncharacterized. The record is from RefSeq and is a predicted model, not a curated record. Bases 175 to 921 code for a protein of 248 amino acids. Lineage: Eukaryota; Viridiplantae; Streptophyta; Magnoliopsida; Lamiales; Lamiaceae. The transcript has a single exon.
CAUCGAUGAAAUGAGCGGUCAAGCCCAACCACCCAAAAUGUCAAUUAGUAAAACCGGUAAUCACUAAAUUCAAUCUUAUUUUUAUUGCCCCUAUAAUUCUCUUAUGCUUCCCGGUAAUCAUUAUUCUUCCAAUUCAACCAUUUCCAAAACAUCUUCCGUUAAAAUAUUCUUAUAAUGCCUCAAGUUGAUCUCGAAACCCUAGUCGCGGCCUGCUCCGGCGGAGGAAACGACCGGAAAAUAACCUGUGAAACCCUCGCCGACGACGACGCCGUCUUAGAUCACGGCAAAGCCACGCCGCCGGAGUCGUUCUGGCUAUCGAAAGACGCAGAAUACGACUGGUUCGACCGGAACGCGUUUUACGAGCGAAAGGAUUCAACCAGAGCCAAUUCAAUUCAAUUUCAACCCACCACCUCCAAUCCCCAGCGCAGCAGCGUCAAGUCCAAGGCCUCCAUAAUCGGCCUUCCCAAAACCCAAAAAUCCGCCUUCGUCGACUCCAAACGCCGCGCCUGCAAACCGCCCAACAUAAGGCUGUUCCCCAAGCGGUCCGGUUCGUCCGCAGGGAAGCCGACCGCUGAACCGGGUUCACCCAAGGUCUCCUGCAUGGGGAGGGUCAGAUCUAAGCGAGGCCGCCGCCCACGGUCCAAUUCCCUCAGAAAAACAAAUGAUAAACCGGCCGAGAAGAAGAAAACCGGGCUCUACUCGAAGGUGAUGAACUUGUUCCGGUCGAAGAAGAAGGCGUCCAGGUCAGGGAGCCGGAGAUCGAUGGAGAAUAUCGACGAACCGCCGCGGAUAAGCGUGAGCGUGAAAGCACCGGUUUGUAGCGAACCGCCCGGUUUGGGUGGGAUAACCCGGUUUGCAUCGGGAAGGCGGUCUGGUUCGUUUUUGGCUGAGGAGUUAAAUCCAGCUGUGAGGUUCGGGUAGUUGUUGGGUGACGUGGCACCUUGCAUAACUGUUUCCAGAUAUGCCAUUUUCUUAACGUCUUUCGUUUUCUUUUCUUUUCUUUUAAAAAAACAAUGCUUGUUUAUGGUUAUGAGAUUUUUGAGUUGGUAAACAUAGGUAACGGUUAUCAAAUUAUGACGGUGUAUAUAAAUAUAAGUCUUAUUUCUCCUGCUUAAUACUUUAAUCUCUGCGUGAUUAGAGUUGGUAAAUAUAGGUAAGGGUUAUCAAAUUAUGACGGUGUAAAUAUACCUUUUUUUUGUGUUGAGUGUUAUUUCUUCUGCUUAAUACUUUAAUCUCUGCGUGAAUCA